UCAAAUAAAUCCUUUGCUCUGUCUCCUUUCCCCAACAGUUAACUAAAAGUACGUAAACAUCUUCUCUGACAAUGGUUCCUCCAAACCAAGCUCACCAAGCUCACCAACCUCCUCGGCGAACGCAACCACAAUCGCUAACGCAAUCGCAACCUCGACCACAAGCGCUUCCGGGCAGGCGUAUGAACCCUGUCCUAUGCAUCAUCGUCGCCCUCGUCCUCUUAGGACUUCUUGUGGGUCUUGCUAUAUUGAUCACAUACCUCACCCUCAGGCCAAAGCGACUCAUCUACACGGUAGAAGCCGCGUCGGUCCAAGAUUUUGCUAUAGGAAACAAAGACGAUCACAUUACCGCCAAAUUCAGCUAUGUGAUCAAAUCAUACAACCCGGAGAAACAUGUCUCCGUAAGAUACCACUCCAUGCAUAUCUCCACGGCUCACCAUAACCAGUCGAUUGCUCACAAAGAGAUCUCUCCUUUCAAGCAACGUUCUAAGAACGAGACGAGGAUCGAGACGCAGCUUGUGUCGCAUAACGUGGCACUGUCUAAGUUCAAUGCCAAGGACUUGAGGGCUGAAAAAGCGAAAGGGACGAUCGAAAUGGAAGUGUAUAUAAGUGCUAGAGUGAGCUACAAGACGUGGAUAUUCAGGUCGAGGAGACGUACGUUGAAGGCUGUGUGUACGCCGAUUAUGAUCAACGUUACGGCGAGCUCCUUGGAUGGAUUCCAGAGAGUGUUAUGCCGAACUCGUCUUUAGUUUGAACUAUUAUCAUCUUGCAUUGGUUCCAAUUUGUGUGAAAAUUUGCUAUGUGCCCUUGAUUGAUUGAGUGUGUGUGUGUGUUUUUCUUUCAAACUUUCUUCUUUUGGUUUUGUUCUUGCCAGUCAUUCCAAUUGUCUUUUCAUAAUUAAUUAUUCUUUUUUUUUUCUUUUGGGUUAAAAUGCUCUACAUAUUCUUUUUUAUUGCUCCGUAAUAUUCAAUUUGUUGGAAUAUGGAUUUUAUAUUGAUUCAAUAAUAUUUGUAACUUUAUUGAAA
Messenger RNA from Camelina sativa (false flax), 1022 nucleotides. The record is from RefSeq and is a predicted model, not a curated record. Lineage: Eukaryota; Viridiplantae; Streptophyta; Magnoliopsida; Brassicales; Brassicaceae.